Clunio marinus is the source of this 605-nucleotide messenger RNA. The record is from the annotation of a GenBank genome assembly. NCBI's taxonomy places the organism in Eukaryota, Metazoa, Arthropoda, Insecta, Diptera, Chironomidae.
AUGCUAAAAUUACACAGAGAAGAAGCAAACAACUUAAAUAAAUUAGAAGCCCCGCCAGAAAAUUUUUCUACUGCUAUGAGAGCUUUAUAUAAUUUGGUCUUCAAAAGAACUUCAACAUACGCUGUUGGAAUCAUGGCAAGCGUGUUCUUCUUCGAGAGAGCAUUUGAUGUUGGGGCAGAAUCGCUAUUUGAAUAUGCGAACAAGGGAAAAUUAUGGAAAGACAUCAAGGAUAAAUAUGAACAGGAAUAAAAAGCAUUGUUCAGUUAGAGUCACUAAAUUUAUUCAACUAAUUUUAUGAGAUGAAAUAAAAUAAAAUUCAGCAGAAGUUUACUAUCUAAUUGAUUUUUUUUAAUUCAUAUGGUUUUUGUUUCUGGCCGACAUAUCUGUUCAUUAUAACAGGAUGAAUUGUAGAAGGCUCACGAAGGAAAAUGCCACCAUCAAUUAUAGUCUUAAGGAACAAAUCAACUUUUCCUCCUUCCUUUGGCUUCAUAUUGCAAGCCAUUUCGCAAAAUCCGCUUUCCAAACAUCGUUGAGCAAAAACUCUUGCUAAAUUAUAAUAAGCUGAUGUAUCUGAUGUUUUGUAAAGUUGCUUCUUAAUUGCCCAC